AACAAUCCGCAAAGACGGCCUUAAAAAAAAAAAAAGGAAUAGCAACCGAAACUCGGGAUAACAAAGAAAGUAAAGAGAGCUUUCACUGACAAAUUGCUUGCAUAAGAUUUUUCGAAACGUUUCAUUUUUAUUGUAAAAUAAUACAACGGCCAUGGGUAGAAAGAAAAUACAGAUAUCACGUAUCACGGAUGAACGAAAUCGUCAGGUUACGUUCAAUAAACGUAAAUUUGGUGUCAUGAAGAAGGCCUACGAAUUGUCAGUGCUGUGUGAUUGCGAAAUUGCUUUAAUUAUAUUCUCAUCGAAUAAUAAACUUUAUCAAUAUGCCAGUACCGAUAUGGAUAAAGUUCUUCUCAAAUACACGGAAUGUACCGAACCGCAUGAAUCAAUAACUAAUCAAAAUAUAAUUGAGAUUCUAUCUUCACCUUUCCAGAAGGAGAACAAAAAUGGUGUCAUGUCACCGGAUUCGCCUGAACCGGAAUCUGAUGUGGUUACACCACGCACUGAAGCCAGAUACAAUAAAAUCGAUGAAGACUUUCAAUUAUGUAUGCAUCGGUCGCAAAUGGCCGGCGGGACCAGCGCGGCACGUAAUAUGACAAAUUCCAAUUAUACAUUACCGGUGUCGGUGCCAGUGGCGGGCGCUUACGGUGAUAAUAUGCUACAGUCCAGUCCGCAAAUGUCCCACACAAACAUCAGCCCACGACCAUCGAGUUCGGAAACGGAUUCAGGUGGGAUGUCAUUGAUAAUUUAUCCAUCGGGCUCCAUGUUGGAGAUGUCAAAUGGUUAUCCUCAUUCACAUUCGCCGCUUGUUGGUUCUCCAAGUCCGGGUCCAAGUCCUGGUAUAGCACAUCAAUUAACCCAUAAACAACAACAAUCACCCGGCAAUCAAAACGGUCGAGCUUCCAACUUACGAGUAGUUAUACCAGCACCAACUAUAGCUCAAAAUAUGUCCACCGCAGAUGAACUACAUUAUAAUGAUCGUCAUAACUCAAGCACUCUAAAUACGCCAGUAGUAACUCUGCAAACGUCUAUACCAGGUUUACAAGGCUAUCCUUUUGUGCCGCAAGACUUCUCAAUGAGUUCCUCCGACGUUAUGAGUUUACCUACGUGGAGUACCCAUCAAAGUCUAGUGCAACAUACGGGUUUAUCUCAACUGACGGUUGCGAAUAACUCACCACCUCCUGCCUCCUCUCCAGUCAAUAUUAAAGUGAAAUCAGAGCCUCAAUCCCCACCGCGUGAUCUCUCCGGAGCUCAUCAGCCAAAUAAUAAUAACAGCUCUAUUGUUAGUGCCGGCAACAACAAUGGUAGCAAUCAUAUUGUUGGCUCUCUAGCAGGCACAACAAGUGGAUCAAACAAUAUCUUAGGUACGAUUAAUGAUUUAAGCAAUACACUGUCCAUUACCACGACGCUGAGUGUCAGUGGUAGCGAUAUAGGUGGGGCAAGCGGGAUGGGUGUAAUAGCAGGUAACGGUCCAGGCGGAGGUUGCGGCACAACGACAACAUGCUCGAAUGGUUCUGCCAAUGAUCAAGCCACUAAUUUAAGUAUUUUAAAUCAUCCGCAACAGCAUCUGGUUAUGCCAACUUCAAGACCAUCAUCAACGGGUCAUCUAACGCCCACACCAGACAAAUAUGAUGGAUACACAAUACCAACGACAACAACACCAAAUUAUCGUUCACAACUCGGUCAGAAUUCUAGAUUAUGGAAUUUUGAUUUUAUCAUAUUCAAUACAGGUUCGGUAACGCCGAGCAGUGUGCCGUCACCGGAUUUGCGUUUAAAUGAUUUACAAAAAACAUUAACGCAUCAGCAGACACAUCAGCAGCAUCAUUUAAAUGAUUAUGAGGCGAAUCAACCCCAUAAGAGGCCAAGAAUAUCGGGAGGUUGGACAACAUAGCCUAAUCUAACAAUAACAACGUCAACGACAACAGCAGCAACUGCAAUAAGAGAAACAACAGUAAAAACUGUUAGGACAACAGCUACGGAAAAUUAUCAGAGAAAUGAUAAAUUGCAACAACAACAACAACAGCAACAACCACAUAAUAAUAAUAAUAAUAAUAAUAAUAAACAGCAUACUUUGAAUCGUAGUAAUAGCAUAGCAUUGUAUAGUCAAGAACAUCAGCAACAGCAUUAUCAGCAUGAUUUAAACCGUAACAGUAAUCAUCAUCAUCAUCAUCAUCAUCAU
Messenger RNA from Glossina fuscipes, 2176 nucleotides. It is a transcript of the gene Mef2, whose product is annotated as myocyte-specific enhancer factor 2. Gene Ontology annotation, biological process: cell differentiation; positive regulation of transcription by RNA polymerase II. Bases 152 to 1888 code for a protein of 578 amino acids. The transcript is spliced from 9 exons. Gene Ontology annotation, molecular function: histone deacetylase binding; DNA-binding transcription factor activity, RNA polymerase II-specific; protein dimerization activity. The record is from RefSeq and is a predicted model, not a curated record. NCBI's taxonomy places the organism in Eukaryota, Metazoa, Arthropoda, Insecta, Diptera, Glossinidae.